Molecule: messenger RNA, 1632 nt
Organism: Didymodactylos carnosus
Lineage: Eukaryota; Metazoa; Rotifera; Eurotatoria; Philodinida; Philodinidae
Source: the annotation of a GenBank genome assembly
CCUUAAAUCUCGGUUUUUUUAUCUCCGAUUGAUAUCUGCAUCGUUCGACCCAGUUUUUCACGCUGAUUGCGAAUAUGAUAUUUAUAUUGCAUAAUAAAUGACUUCUGAUGAGAAAAACCGAGAUUUAGAGGCAGAAUUUCACCUUUCCACUCCAGUUAUGGGAAAAAAGAGUAUUCUCAGUAAGAUAAGAAUAUUAGAAAGAAAAGCGAUGCGUACUUUUGUUCGCCUUUAAAUGCUGAUUCGAAUGGCGUAUGACGAUCGGAGAAAAGUUUCAAAACCAGGGAGGAGAUAGGUUUGCGAGUGAGGUAGCUCAUUUUAUCGAGUGCUUACUUUUGUCAAACUUGUGCAAUACAGGUAUUCUGGUUUUUGUGACUCAAUGGUACAUGAUUAGACUUAGUUUUUGAUGAGGAAUCCGAAUAUAUCAAAUUCGAAAAAUUACAGUGAACGAAAGGGGCAGAACCUCAAGUUUUCUUAGAAUGAUGCAAAUGUUUUGUUUUUUCGGUGUACCUAGUAUUUUGGAAAUUUCUCCCCAAAAACUUGAUCAAAUUCGAAAAGAAAGAUUAUAUUCGGAAUCAGCGCAGUCAGAAGUACCGGACUACGUAGCUUUCGACCAGAAAGUGGGAUAGUGCUCGAUUUUUGAAUUGCGCGCACCUUACAUACGAUAACUUUGUCUAUCCUUUUACAGUCUGUCUUUUGUCUUCACAAUCGACAUGGAAUCAAAGUGGUGUAACUGUAGCUGGCGUGGCAGGUGUCAGUGGUUCUAAUCUUUCUCUGUUAUCUAGCCCAGUUGCAUUGCAUCUUGAUACGUUAAAUAAUAUAAUGUAUAUUGGUGAGCAAUUUAAUUAUCGUGUCUUGAAAUGGCCCGUAGGUAGCUCAGCAGGCACUAUUUACGCUGGUAAUAAUUCAGCUGGAUGUAACCUUAAUCAGUUUCAAAUUGUUGCUGGUCUAGCAAUAGACAGUUCUGGUAACAUGUAUACAUCGGAUCCUGGAUGCGAUUUAGUAUUACAAUUUCCUCCAAAUUCAGAUUCAACUACAAAUGGUACAUUAAAAAUGUCAGGUCAUUCUAAUCCGGAACAUAUUUUUGUCGAUCCAUUGACAAAUGAUUUAUACAUAGCCAUGGAAGGUGAACAUUCAGUACUAAAAUUGGCAAACAAUAAUAACACUCCUGUAAUUGUAGCAGGAGGCAACGGAGCUGGUAGUGGUCUAAAUCAACUAAGUCACCCGAAUAGUGUCUAUUAUGAUUCUGUAACUGGCAAUUUGUAUGUUGCUGAUACAAACAAUAAUCGUAUAAUGAAAUUUCCUCCAGGAUCAACCAAAAGUUCCAACGGAACAGUUGUAGCUGGUAAUAAUACCGCUGGUAAUGCGACAAAUCAAUUAAAUGGCCCACGGGAUGUUAUUGUGGAUAAGAGUGGUAAUAUAUAUAUAGCUGAUGGAUCUAAUAAUCGAAUUCAACGAUGGCUACCAUCAGCUACAAGUGGUGAUACAAUUCUUGGUUCCCCAUCUAGUAUGCCAGGUAUAACAGCAGAUUUGCUGAAAGGUCCUGAAACAUUAAGAUUUAGUUCAAAUAAUAGCUUAUUUGUUGUUGAUAGAAGUAAUAAUCGAGUGCAAGUAUUUAGUUUACUAUCUUGCUAG